Molecule: messenger RNA, 867 nt
Organism: Paecilomyces variotii
Lineage: Eukaryota; Fungi; Ascomycota; Eurotiomycetes; Eurotiales; Thermoascaceae
Product: putative mitotic spindle checkpoint protein
Exons: 1
Coding region: 1-867 (288 amino acids)
Cellular component (GO): zeta DNA polymerase complex
Source: RefSeq, a predicted model, not a curated record
AUGGCAAUGGCGAGUGAGAGCACCACUGUCGACACCACCGCCAGCACCAUGACGACGUCUUCCACGCCCGUCACGGUUCCCAAGUCUCUGCCCAGCAAUCAGGCAGCCCUGGCCGCCUCCUUCACCAACUUCCUGAGCGUCUCGAUCCAUCAGAUCCUGUUCCUACGUUCAGUCUAUCCCCGAGCCACCUUCCUACCUGUGCGAGCCUACAAUUAUCCUGUCCGCCAGUCCCGUCAUCCCAAGGUCUGUGACUAUAUCAACGAUGCCGCUAUUGCAGUCGAUACCGAGAUUCUGAAAGGCACCAUCACCGCCGUCACCGUCAUCAUCUCGUCCCUGCGCACAAAUCAACCCCUGGAACGAUACGCCUUCGAUCUCUCGGGCUUUCCCCGAGUACCGUCCGGAGAGACCAACACCUCCUUCGAAGAGAGGAAAGAGGAUGCAGCCAAGGCCGCCGCGAGGCCUCCCUCGCAGUCGGUGGACCUAGAAGCUCAAUUCCGCGCCUGUCUGGCUCGACUCGCGUCUGCGUGUGCGCGAUUAACUCCCCUGCCGCGGGACGACGAGUUCACGUUUACUGUUUGUAUUGAAGUACGAGAGGAUGCGUUGCCGCCGGCGGGUACCACCAAGGAAGAGCAGACAUGGGUCGUCGCGGAACCGGGGAAGAUUCAUCUACGAUCCUGUACUGCCCCGUACUCGGUCUCCAAGCUGGGGAAUAACGAACCGCAGCAACCAGCGCCCAAGAUUUCGAAUGGGAGGGCCAAAACUGUGCCUGUGAGACGGAUCGAGGCCGGAGAACUCCGUCUGGAGCUGUGGGUGGAAGAAGCACGGCAGAAAUUCGAAGAGCCCGUGGAUUCCGAACACCCGCCAUGA